Messenger RNA from Ilyonectria robusta, 1743 nucleotides. RefSeq lists its product as uncharacterized. Lineage: Eukaryota; Fungi; Ascomycota; Sordariomycetes; Hypocreales; Nectriaceae. The transcript has 3 exons. The coding region runs from base 1 to 1743 and encodes 580 amino acids. The record is from RefSeq and is a predicted model, not a curated record.
AUGGCUGUCUCAUCGAGUAUCUGGAGACGGCGGCUGGUGAGAAUCGCCCAAGCGAUCCUUGCCUUCUUUUGGGUUGCCGUCAUCUACCUGGCGAGCGAGCUCAUUAUCUGGGGCCUGAGUAGAGCACUUGCUCCAGUGAACCUAAGCUUCUUCUCUUCCAUCUUCGGAAUGGCCUUGACCUUCACAGCAAUGGCGAUAGCCUCUAUAUGGGUUCAGAACAUCGGCGACAUCUACAAAGGCCAUAUCAAAGAAAAGAUAGAUUUCAUCAACGCCCAUCUCGGCCUAGGCUUCCCCAUCCCACUGGUUAUGCUCAACCAAAGCGACAUCCUGAAUGCCCAUGACAUUGCUCGAAUAAUUGGGAACUUUGUCAUAACGAACCUCGCGUCGUGGAUGGUUGUGUUCGGAAUGUCACUCCUCAUCAUGAGCUCAACAAACGCAGCAUCUCGAACUUCGCAAGAAUUCUGCGAUCCCCAACCAAUGAUGACGACAGCGCCCCAACUCGAAAUAACCUGGCCUUCUAAUUCAACCCUCGAGCAGUCUAUAAAUGUGAUGAACAGCGGUCGUGAAAAGACCAGACGAGGUUCAACUCCGUAUCAAGAAGUCGAGUCUUCCGCCACCACAACACGGAGGUCUUCAAUCGACCAGUGCAUGAACGACAAUGCCGACGCUUCCCUCGUGUGGAAUUUCUUUACUUCUUACUUCCCCCUUCUGGCCUCCUUCUUCAGCAUCUUCCUCAUCGGAACCCCAAUAGCCGCUGCUACCAAGGAGGACCGUGUGCUUGACGGCUGUGUCCUGUGGUUCGUCUGGGCUGCUAGCGUCCGGCUCCAAAAGAACUUCAAAAUCUCGCUAUUCUUGCUAUCUACUCCAAGGUUAAAGAACGCCUUGGUGACCAUUAUGAACCCCGUGCUCAUGACGACUCUCCUCAUGACGGCCUACACAAGGGGCAAGGCCUCCGCUUACGGCUCUGCGAGCCUCCCAGAAGUCUUGCACAUCUUCAGCAGCGGCACGCCCCUCUACACACUCUGGACAUCUGCUGUAACAUCGAUACCCCUUCCAGCUGGCACGACAGCCUGGUUCGGCGCGGGCGACGCAGCCCUCUCAAUCCUCGAAUGCGGGAUCCUCAUCUGGGGCUUCAAGCUAUACGAGUGCCAGCGCCAACUAUUCAGCUCCGCCGGCCUGUUGACGGUGCUCAUAUCUGUCGCUGCGGCAGCUGGAAACGUGUUUCUGUCGGUGCUGUCCGGGCGGACCUUCGGACUUGCUACACCCGAGGCACUUGCAUUCGCUGCUCGGAGUACGACUCUAGCGCUGGCGAAACCGGCCAUGGCAGCGGUAGGCGGAAACUUGGGCGCGAAUGCCGCGCUGGUCGUGAGUAACGGCAUCUUAGGACAGUUGAUGUAUCCUGUUGCCCUGGACAAGCUGGGCGUGAAGGCGGGGAGGGACAGCAUCUCAUCACAAGACGGGGUGAGCCCGUCAGUAGCUAACACACAGGAUUCGCAUCAACGCCACAUAUCUCACUCGAAAGAAGAGGAAGAUUUCACGAGCGGAGAUGACCCAGUCACCAUUGCGGCCGGAAUCGCAAUUGGAAUCAACGGGGCGGCGAUGGGAGUGUCAUAUUUGUAUGAGACGAGGAGUCGCGCAGCCCCGUACGCCGCCCUGGCCAUGACGGUGUUUGGGAUCAUGACGGUUGUCUUUACGACGGUUGAGCCGUUCAAGGGGGUGCUUACGGGCCUUGCGAGCCGGUGA